Molecule: messenger RNA, 10265 nt
Organism: Acipenser ruthenus (sterlet)
Lineage: Eukaryota; Metazoa; Chordata; Actinopteri; Acipenseriformes; Acipenseridae
Product: SH3 and multiple ankyrin repeat domains protein 2-like
Exons: 25
Coding region: 312-5873 (1853 amino acids)
Cellular component (GO): dendritic spine; postsynaptic membrane; postsynaptic density
Molecular function (GO): synaptic receptor adaptor activity; ionotropic glutamate receptor binding
Source: RefSeq, a predicted model, not a curated record
GAUUGAGUUUCUAAGUGCUUGUGCUCUGGAGUUGUCUCUCUCCGAGACAGCUGAUUAUAUUCGCUGUUCUCCACUGUCUUGUGUCAGAGCACUGUGGUAUUCACAGGAAGUUACACGGUUUCAUUGGUGGCUCCCGGUUUUCUGCCCGAAGUUGUGCACGGUGUUUUAUAUGCAGAUAUGAUGUUCCAUAGUAUUUGAGUGAUUUGAUGAGGCAGUGCAGGAAGCUGAUAUGAAGUUGUUUGUGCUCAAGUGAUCUGAAGACAACUGCCUAUCGUCUACAGAUUUUCUUGACUCAGCCAGAUAAUCUGAAUAUGCCCCGAAGUCCAACGUCAAGUGAAGAUGAGAUGGCACAGAGCUUUUCCGACUCUUCAAUGGAAUCAGAAUCUGACAGCUCCAAAGAGGAAACCAUCUAUGAGACUAUAAAAGCCACCACUGAGAAGCCAGUCAGCAGAAUGGAAGACAUACAGAACAACACUCUGGUCAUCCGCAUUAUCAUGCCUGAUCUACAGCAGACGAAAUGUAUGAGGUUUAACCCUGAUGCUACAGUGUGGGUUGCUAAGCAACGGAUCCUGUGCACGCUGAACCAGAGUUUGAAAGAUGUCCUGAACUACGGCCUGUUUCAACCUGCCAGCAACGGACGAGAUGGGAAGUUCUUGGAUGAGGAACGGCUCCUUAGAGAAUACCCACAACCAAUCAACAAAGGAGUCCCAUCUUUAGAGUUUCGUUACAAGACGAGAGUCUACAAGCAAGCAAAUGUUGACGAGAAACAAUUUGCCAAACUGCACACAAAGGCCAACUUAAGAAAAUUUAUGGACCACAUACAUCAUUGUCAGAUGGAUAAAAUUAUCAAGAUGCUUGAAAGAGGACUGGACCCUAAUUACCAUGAUCCAGAAACUGGUGAAACUCCACUCACCUUUGCAGCUCAUCUUGACAACUCGGUAGAUGUCAUAAAAGCUUUGAAAAACGGAGGAGCUCAUUUAGACUUCAGAGCUAGAGAUGGGAUGACAGCUCUGCACAAAGCUGCUAAGUCAAAGAAUCAAGUGGCUCUUACGACACUUUUAGAAUUGGGAGCUUCCCCAGACUACAAAGACAGCCGUGGGCUUACUGCCUUGUACCACACUGCCAUGGUAGGGGGGGACCCCUAUUGCUGUGAGUUACUGCUGCACGAACACACCACUAUUAGCUGCAAGGAUGAGAAUGGAUGGCAGGAAAUCCACCAGGCAUGUCGUUAUGGGCAUGAUCAACAUCUGGAGCAUCUGUUGUUCUACGGGGCUGACAUGAGUGCUCAGAACGCAUCUGGAAACACUGCUCUGCACGUCUGUGCACUUUACAAUCAGGAUAGCUGUGCAAGAGUUCUACUGUUCCGUGGAGCCAACAAGGAGAUUAAGAAUUACAACAGCCAAACCCCAUUCCAGGUGGCUAUCAUAGCAGGGAAUUUUGAACUGGCAGAAUUCAUCAAGAAUCACAAAGAAACGGAUAUUGUGCCUUUCCGAGAGGCACCGUCUUACACCAAUCGACGGAGGGGACCCCAGAACACUCUGGCAGCGCCCCGAGUCUUGCUGCGCUCCAACAGUGACAACAACCUGAACAUCAGUAACAUCCCGGACUGGUCGGCCUUGUCCUCCUCAGCAGCAGCAGCAGCAGCAGCAUCUUCACACCGCAGCCUUUCCCCACAAUUGCUUCAGCAGAUGCAGAACAACCCCAAUGGCACUGUAAAGACAGUCGGGAGUGGCGGCAGGGGUCCUCGCAGCCGCUCACCAUCAUUAAACCGACUGGGGGAGGAGGCCAAGAGGCAGCCCCACAGGCAGAUCAGUCCUAAUGCAAACCAGGAGGCACUGUCAGGGCUGGAUUACCAAGGACCCAAACGCAAGCUUUACAGUGCCGUGCCGGGGAGGCACUUUUUAGUUGUGAAGCCAUAUCAUCCUCAAGAAGAUGGGGAGAUACCUCUAUACAAAGGCGACAGGGUAAAAGUUCUCAGUAUUGGCGAGGGAGGGUUCUGGGAAGGCAGUGCUCGGGGGCGCGUGGGAUGGUUUCCUGCAGAAUGUGUGGAAGAAAUUCAGACAAAGCCAAAUGAAAGUAAACCAGAAACCCGAACGGACAGAUCAAAGAAGCUUUUCAGGCACUACACUGUUGGAUCCUAUGAUAGCUUUGAUGCAUCAAGUGACUGCGUUAUUGAUGAGAAGACAGUGGUCCUGCAGAAAAAGGACAAUGAGGGAUUUGGAUUUGUGCUUCGAGGGGCCAAAGCUGAUACCCCCAUUGAGGAGUUCACCCCGACUCCUGCUUUCCCUGCACUGCAGUACCUGGAGUCGGUCGAUGAGGGUGGGGUGGCCUGGCAGGCAGGGCUCAGGACCGGCGACUUCCUCAUCGAGGUUAAUAACGAAAAUGUAGUGAAAGUCGGCCACAGGCAGGUGGUCAACAUGAUUCGGCUGGGAGGGAAUCACCUGAUUAUAAAGGUGGUGACUGUAAGCAGGAAUAUGGAUCCAGAAGACACAGCUCGAAAGAAAGCACCACCACCACCAAAGAGGGCUCCAUCAACUGCAUUGAGCAUGCGGUCUAAGUCUAUGACCUCAGAGCUUGAGGAGCUAGCCACCAUGAGGAAAAAGAAGGGUGAUGCUCAGCCUUCAAAUAUUGAGGGUCUGAAGAAGAGGAUUGUUUUUCAAGUCACACUAAACAAGGUGGAUGAAACCAUGCCUGCCUCUAAGCCUAGCAGAACCGGAGACAAUGUGUCAGUCGACAUGAGGGUUGCCACCAUUAAACAACGUCCCUCAAGCAGGUGUUUCACUGCUGUGACCGACAUGAAUUCAAUGUACGAUCGACAAGGUAUUGCUGUUGUGCCGCCCACAGUUCCAGGAAGUCCUAGGAGCCCUUUCCUGGGAGUGCCGCGGGGUACCAUGCGCCGGCAGAAAUCAAUAGGAAUAACAGAGGAGGAAAAGCAGUUCCUAACCCCGCCAUUGCUGAAAUUUACCAGGAGCCUCUCCAUGCCAGACACGUCAGAGGAUAUUCCACCUCCACCAGAAACCUCCCCACCAUCUCCCCCUUACAACACCCCCAAAUCUCCGACAACGAGAGGCUAUGGCACAAUCCGACCUGGCUCCACCCAGAACUCUUCAUCCAAAGGCCCCACUUCCAACAGAUCAGAAAAUGUUGGGACCAUGAGGAAAGACAAAGGGAUGUACUGCAGACAAGAUUCUGAACAAUAUGACGCAGAGGAAACUUACAAGCAAAAUGCUUCUUCGCAGCAGAACUUCAGAAACCGAAAGGGACACAUGCCAGAAAACCCCUAUUCCGAAGUAGGGAAGAUGGGGAACAAGGCAAUGUAUGUGCCUGCCAAGCCAGCCAGAAGGAAGGGGAUGCUGGUUAAACAAUCUAAAGUGGAGGACAGCCCGGAAAAGACAUGCUCGAUUCCGAUUCCGACUAUCAUCAUCAAAGAACCAUCCACCAGCAGCAGUGGGAAGAGCAGCCAAGGCAGCAGCAUGGAGAUCGACACCCAAAUGACAGAACAGCCGGGGCAUCUCAGGCCUGACAGCUUGAAUUUCACCAGUCCAUUUGCAGCUGCCAUAGCUGGGGCAGUGAGGGACAGGGAAAAGAGACUGGAAUCCAGUCGGAAUUCCCCAGCUUUCCUUUCCACAGACAUGGGCGAUGAGGACAUAGGGCCUACACCAACCCCAAGGCUCAGGCAUUCCAAAUCCAUCGACGAGGGAAUGUUUAGCAAUGAUGAACGUUUAAAAAAUCUGAUGACGCCCGCCCUGCUGGAGCUCCCUCGAGGUAAUGUUACUGCCUUCAGCACACCUGAACUGUCCCGUCCAAGGGAUCCUAGUAACACAAGGACAGUGAAUACCCCUUCUAAAGCUGAGAGUUCAGAUAACAGUGCGGGAGCUAUGAAAAAUUACAAUACAAAUGGAGGUAAUUAUGUGCAUCCAGUAACAGGCAAGGUGCUGGACCCUAAUUCACCCUUGGCUCUUGCCCUGGCCGCAAGGGACCGCGCAAUGAAGGAACAAAUACAGCCACCCCCUGCCAAAAAUGAGCCAGGGAAGGCAGACCUUAACAAACCACUCUUCAUCGACACCAAAAUGAGGUCGAAUAUAGAGAACACCUUCCCUGUGAUGGCCACCAUGAGCCGGCCAACCAAGAAGGGAGGUCUUCGGAGGCAAAUGACUGAAGCCAAGUAUGACAUAGAGCCAGCAAAAGAGGAGAAGAAGCCAGAGGAGAAAAAGAACAUGCUGAUCAACAUUGUGGAUACCUCACAGCAGAAGUCAGCAGGGUUACUGAUGGUGCACACCGUGGAUGGAGUUAAAGCAGAGGAGAACAACCUCUCAGAAAAUGAAAAGGAGGAAGAGGCUGUGACUCCUGACAACGCACCAGCAGAGCUGCGAGACACUAACCAGGUGGUCACGGAAAACAAGCCGCAAGGGCUAAACCCCCAAGCCGCUGCAACUCCUGCCAAAACCAUCAUCACUAUUAGCUCAGUGGACGAGCCAGUUGUUUUGCCCUUCCGUAUCCCACCUCCCCCUCUGGCUUCAGUAGACAUCGAUGAGGAGUUUGUUUUUACAGAGCCUCUGCCUCCCCCACUGGAGUUUGCCAACAGCUUCGAUAUUGCAGAGGACCAAGCAGCAGCCCUCUCAUUAGCUGAUUUGCUAAAGCAGAGGAAAAAUGAAGCAUCUGGCCCGACCUUGGCACCAUACAACCCCCAUGCGGUGGCAGCGGCUAACGCGAUGGAAAACAAAAAGCCUCUUGGCCUCUCGAACUGUGUGCCUCCUACCUUUGUGCCGCCACCCCCCGAGAAUUUUGACAACGUCACGGACUCCGGGAUCGAGGAGGUGGAUAGUCGGAGCAGCAGCGACCAUCACUUGGAAACAACCAGCACUAUCUCAACGGUGUCCAGCAUCUCCACUCUGUCCUCUGAGUGCGGAGAGAACCUGGACACCUGUACUGUCUAUGCAGAUGGGCAAGCAUUUCUGGUUGACAAGCCUCCCGUACCUCCAAAACCAAAAAUGAAGCCCAUAAUUAACAAAAGCAAUGCACUUUACAAGGAUGCCCUAAUUGAAGAAAAUGUUGACACUUUUGUGAUCCCUCCCCCAGCCCCUCCCCCACCCCCAGGAGGUGCUCAGGCAGAUGCUCUUAAAAUCACACAGCAAAGGACCUCAAAGCUCUGGGGUGACCCACCAGAGGUACAAAGCCCACCUACCCCAGACCCCAAGGCCAAUAUCAUUAGUGAACUGAACUCAAUAUUGCAGCAAAUGAACAGGGACAGGACUACCAAGCCAGGAGAUUCUUUGGAUUCUCCCACAGGGUCCAGAACAACUAACUUUGGAGCAAGGGUUGCAGAUGGAACAGUUACUGCCUCAGGUACACAGCGGAACACUAUGGCCACUUUCACAGUCCGUCCAGGAUCAAACCAGCCAGUGACAGCACAGAACAGGAACCCAGAUAGCAAGACAGGAACGAGAAGAGCGCCCAGUCCCAUGGUCUCUCCAACGGAGUCGAUCACUGAAGUGAGGGCUUCCUCCCUCCCGCCCUCGGCCUCCUCACCCACACUGACAGACGUCUUUGGCACCUCUGCCCCACAGACUCCCGUGGAGAGGUUCAGCCUGGGUGCAGGCCGCAGCAGGCCCCCUUCUCCUGCGACUUCAAUCCAGCCAGUUUCCAACAAGCCUUUUUCAACCAAGCCAGUCCAUCUAUGGACUAAGCACGAUGUAGCAGACUGGCUGGAAAGCCUCAAUCUGGCAGAGCAUAAGGACACCUUUAUGGACAACGAGAUUGAUGGGACCCACUUACCAAACUUACAAAAAGAAGAUUUAAUAGAUCUAGGAGUGACUAGAGUCGGGCAUCGAAUGAACAUAGAAAGAGCAUUGAAACUGCUUUUAGACAGAUAGGAAUGGGCGAUUCUUACCUGCAGGACUCCAUGCUUCAAAGUUCAUCCAUCGUUCAUUUGAUUUCAAGUGUGUAAUUAUAUUCACAUUGGUUCAUAUUGGAGUAUAUGAAUUAUCAUAUCCUUAAGAGCUACAAUUUGAAAUAAUUGUACAGUUCAUUAAUAAGCACAAUAAUUCUAAUGAAAGUGAGUGGUUGUUACAUUGAGCAGCCUUCCACCACUGCAGAGGGAAGAAAAAAAAACCCUGAAAUUCCUUUUUAGUGAUUUAAUAGAAACUUUUGCUUUGGAAUAAUAAGGACUUUUUAAUCAACUUCAUUUGGAUGCACCCGAACCAGCAGAGCUGUACUACGUUUUCUAUCUUUGUUAGAAUUUCUUCAGAAUAAGAAUAUUUCUUCAACAAAAGGGUUAUAUUAACAAUGCAAGCUGUUCAGAAAAUUGUCUCGCUCCUCACCUAUUUCUCUGGAAAGAAGAUCCAGCUAAAAUAUAUGCUAAGCCCAUUUAUUUUUCCCAGCAUUGUGGUGUUCUACUUUGGGGGGGAAGAAAUAUUUUUUGCAUCUAUUUCACAAUUAUAGGGGCACAAUUGUAGCAGUUAUGCUUUGUCUUUUCUUUCUCGUUCUGUUUUUUUUUUUUUGUUUGGAGAUUUUUUUUUUCAAUUCAGUAUAUCUAUUCAAGGCAUUUGAGUGUCUGAAAAGUGUAAAAUGUAAAUUAAUCAUUAUUGUCUUCCAUAAGAGUGCAGGUGAAUGAUAAAGAGUAGUGAACUCCAAGGGCCAUUGUUUUCACUUCUUUUUAUUUUUAAGUAUGACAUUUGUUCUUCAAAGAUGUGCCAGAAAACAUGUAUUCUAGUAACCAAAAUUACGUUUUCUAGACAUUUUUGAGCCACUCCCCCAAGACUAAUCUGUACAUCCUGUUAUUUUUAGUCAGGCGUAUUGCUAGACAAUUCAGUGAGUGGCCCUUUCUCAUUUAGUUUUAUUCUUUAAAGAGAUUUGUGAAGUUAAGAACUUUAUGAGAUUGUAGAUAAAGAGAGACCACACACUAACUUUGCUUUAAAAAGAGGUUGAAUUUAAUUCUUUAGUGCAGCAUUAUAGAAAAUAUUGCUAGUUACAAAAAGGCCAGGUACAGUAUCCACUGUCAGUUGUCAGUCAGUCCUGGAGUAUAUAUACCUACACUAUAUUGUGCAGCUGCUGUGUGGGUAUGGAGUGAUCUUGAGAUCUUAUGCUGCAAUCCAAACAUAGAUACAAAAAUAUUCACCAGAUGCGGUUUACAGCAUCCACCUUGUAAAGCAUUGUGUUUAUUGAACUGAUGACUCAUCUUGAAAAUGGAGGUCUAAGACAGGAGAGAAUAGCUGUGUGUAAAGGGGUUAUAUGUUUCUGUUGAUAAUUAAAACCACGCUGGAAUAUGCUAGGUGACCUGAGCACUUUCAGAACUUUCUUAAAUAUGAGGCAUCUGAGGUGCAUGGUGAUCCUCAGCUGUAUAUUCAGAUCCCUGGCUUGUGAUAUAAUAUUACAUUUCAGUGGCUUAUGGUAGAUGCUCUUUGGCGAUCACGCUUUCCUGACGUCUUUCUCAAAGAAUUAUGUAAGUGGAUUAAAUCGCUUUCUUAAUAUUUUUGGCUUUUUCACAUUAAAGAUAGCUCUGACCCAAAUUACUUGGAUCGGGCUUAAAUCGCUGAUCUCAAACACAUUGCAUUGUAAAACUUCAUUAUAAUUGCAAAAUCAGUUUACACAAAAAUGUAAAAAACACUGAAUGUGUUCAGCUAAGAACAGUUUGUUUUAAAUAUAGCACACACUGAGUUGUUCUUAAUCAGAGAUUUAACACAAAAUAUGUAUUUUUUAAAUUUUUGUUAAAGGGUCCCACUGUCAUGAAAGACCAUGUCUUUGUUAUUUCCGAAGAAUCGCAUGUGCUGGGCACAAAUGUAAACUGGUCAGUCCCUUCUGUGUCAAAAUUGAGAAUAUUGAGCGGUGCUUCAUAAUGUGGCGUCUUCGCUGGUUAAGCAAGCAACAGGUAUGCAAUGCAGAGGAAUAUAUCUCAAAGCCAUACAGACGUGACUCCUAUGAUAGUUUUUACAUUUGUGCUCUUCAUUUGUGUGGUGCAUUGGAGAAGGAAACAGUCGUGGUUUUGAAUCCAUAAAAGAAAAAAAAAAGGCUUUUAUUAAAUAUACUGCUUUUAUAUAUAAAGGCUCCUCCAGAAGUUCAGCACAAUAAAAAGGCAUGAAGCUAGUUGUUAUCUGAGCUGUUCUUUGAAAGCGUGCAGGGUUUUAACAACAGGCUGUGUUCCUUUUCCAGGUCUGAGACAACAGCAACUUUCAAACUAGUCCCUUCUGUGUGAAAAGUAUUCCUGCUGUAAGAGUGGGUUAGUCCAGGGGUUCCCAAACUGUGUGUCGCAGUCCAGAGUGGGCCGUGGGAGCAACAAUAUUCUAUGUAUUUUUUUUUAAUACAUAUAAUAACAAAAGGCAACAAUAAAAUACUAAAUGAAGAAAAAAAUCAGAUUCAAAUGAAAAAAAGAACAAUUUAGAUUAACUUUAUUUACAGUGUUACAAGGUUUAAAAAUGUUUAAUUUGUAUUUUUUUCUAAGAAAUGCUAAUAGUGGGCCUCAGGUAAUAGUUUGGGAGCACCUGGGUUAGUCGGGUUUAUGUGAGUAAAGCUGAAUUACCCAUGUGUACUUUUAAUAUAUUGCUAAAAAGGACAUUUUCUGGGGGCUCCCGAGUGGCGCAUCCAGUAAAAGCACUCGCUAGAGUGCAGGAUGCUCUCUAUAGUCUGGACGUCGCCGGUUCGAGUCCAGGCUAUUCCACAGCCGACCGUGGACGGGAGCUCCCAGGGGGCGGCGCUCAAUCGGCCGAGCGUCGCCCGGGGGAGGGAGGUUUAGGUCGGCCAGGGUGUCCUCGGCUCACCGCGCACCAGCGACCCCUGUAGUCUGGCCGGGCGCCUGCGGGCUUGCCUGUAAGCUGCCCAGAGCUGCGUUGUCCUCCGACGCUGUAGCUCUGAGGCGGCUGCACGGUGAGUCUGCAGAGUGUAAAGAAGCGGGCGGCUGACAGCACACGCUUCGGAGGACAGCGUGUGUUCAUCUUCGCCCCUCCCGAGUCAGCGCAGGGGUGGUAGCGGUGAGCUGAGCCUAAAAAUAAUUGGGCAUUCCAAAUUGGGGAGAAAAUAAUUGGCAACGACUACAUUUUUUUAAAAAAAAAGAAAAAACCCCCCAAAAAAACAACGUUUUCUCCAUAAUGACAUACUGGAUGUAAAAGUUGACAGAUGUAAACAACACCAAUCAUAAGAUUUAUAAAUAUUAAUCCUGGAAAGGGAAUACAGCCCUCCUAUAAGAGGAUUUACAAGACAAGCUGCUAACUAAAUAAUUUUUAAAUAGAUCUUAUUUUAAAAACAACAGAGCUUCAACAAAGCACAGUAUUUUUAAUGAUUUAUAGUAUAUUAUAUGGAAUUUUAUAAAGGUAUGUGGAACUAAGGCUUCUGCAUCCACUUUGGAGUAUGGUUUGCCAAUAUAUAUAUAUAUAUAUAUAUAUAUAUAUAUAUAUAUAUAUAAUAUAUAUAUAAAAGAUAAAGCCCUAAAGAUGUAUUUAAUUAUAUAUAUAAUUCAAUUUAUGAGGUACAAAAUUUAAAAGCAAUAUUUAUAUUGAAAGGAUCAGCCUGGUCAUUAUUUUUAAGUUUAUUCAUUCUCUCUCCAAAUGCUACAAUCCCUAAUUUAAACUCUUUUUUAUUGUACACGACACAAGUUUUGGCAUAUGACACAUUGAAGUAACUGGUGAUGGUAAUUCACCUGCAUCUUUUACAUAUUGUAAUUACAAUUUGAAAAUUAAAAUUGCUUAGUAUGUGUAUAAUGUGUGUAUAAAUUACCAAAAUCUCACAGGAUGUAAAUUAUGUAAAACCUUCCAGGCCCCAUUUAUAGCAAAGGGUCUGGGCACAUUUUACGCUAACAUAUAUAUUUAAAGAAAAUGACUAGCUGUGACUGUUGACAAAUUGAUUUUUUUGGAAUUACAUAUCACUAAGCUCAUUUAUUUGCGGAACUAAUUUUAGAGCAAAAUAGUGGAUGUGUUGAGUUCUAAAUAAAUUAACUAUCGCCCAGUUGAUCUGGCAAUGAUUAUGUCUGUGUGUCACAAAUCUCAUUGCUAUCCUCUUAGAGGACAAUUUAAAUUUGGGUUCUUCUUUCUUUUACUGAUUCUUCAUAGAUAUUAACAUGUUUCUCGCUCUAUUUUGUGUAAAGACCUGUGUUCAUGUUAUAUAUGUUGCUGUAAUUUUGUGCUACAAAAAAAUCCUCUUUAGGUUUAAUUUAUAUAUAUAUAUAAAAAAAAAUUUAAUAAAGAAAGAGAAGUUCCUGUAACUGCACUUUCCCCCAAAUCCUCAAUACUACUGUAUGGCAACCAAAAUUACUGUAAGAAAUAAAUAUAAUAAUGCUC